Molecule: messenger RNA, 1176 nt
Organism: Neodiprion virginianus
Lineage: Eukaryota; Metazoa; Arthropoda; Insecta; Hymenoptera; Diprionidae
Exons: 2
Coding region: 56-511 (151 amino acids)
Source: RefSeq, a predicted model, not a curated record
CUUAGGUUAAGAUCGUGGCAAACCUCCAAAACUGCAGCAAAUCGAACGAAGCAAAAUGGAUUCAACGCCUGAAGGUUUGGGUACUUCAACCCAUAGCUUCACCAAACUGGAAUUUUUCAGUAACAUAAAAAGUAUUUUGAAAGAUGACAUCUCAGUUAUUCAUGCGAGAACCCAAAAAUUUUUAUCCGACAAACAAGCUUUACCAUACUUUUUAUCAGAUGACGAUAAAAGGAUAAUAUCCGAUUUGGUGUCCAAACUGAGGACAAAAUGGAAUGCCAGUAAUAGAACAGAGGAGAAUUUUAAAAAGAAAAAUCAUGAUUGGUUGCAGAAAUCUGUUGAAUUAAAAAAAAAUGUAAAACGCACAGAUUUAGAAAAAACAGAAACUAAUGAAAAGCAGCCAAGGCAGAUCGGCCACAACUCAGUUGUGCAGAGUCCUCUGCACGAAGUAAACGCAGAAGAACAGAAGAUUUACCAGCGACAACAUCGACCGAAGAACUUCUUUAUUCUGUAACAAGUAAAUUGCGGUCUGAAGGAAAAACUGAUUCUGCAAAAGUGGUGCAUGAUAUUUCACAAGGGAGUCCUACUAAAGCUACGAAGUAUAUUAAAUCUGUGGACAUCGUAAACACUAAUCUACAUUUCACAAAUGACGAGGCUUUAUCGUCGUUCAUAGAACUUGGUUUAUCACAAAGUAAAUAUCAGCAGCUGCAUGAUGCUCAUUUGCAGAAAAAAUCAAAGAUGCUUCCAUCAUAUAAAAAGCUACGUACAGCAAAAUUACAAUGUUAUCCAGCUUCAGGUCUUACUAUCACUGCAAAUGAAGCUGAAGUGGAGUUAAAACCUUUAUUAGAUCACACAAUCGAACGUAUCAUUCAUUAUCAAAUGAAAGUUAUGAAAACAUUAUCAGAGAUUAAACUCGCAAAUUUAACUUUAAUUGGUAAGUGGGGCUGCGAUGGUAGUUCAGGACACAGUAAAUAUAAGCAAAGGGUCGAUGAAAAAAGUACUAGUGAUGAAAGUAUCUAUUUUACGUUUUAUGUCCCAUUGCAACUUGUACAUGUAGACACUGUCACGACCGAAACUACUGUAAUCUGGAAAAAUGUAAAACCAUCAUCACCAAGAUUUUGUAGGCCCAUCAAAAUUGAAUGUGCAAAAGAAUCAGUGGAUUUAACAAAAAAAAAACAA